GAUCCGAAUGGACCUUGGCUCUCGGGUGCCGCAUUCCAACCCUGCAGCCAUACCUGUCAGAAAGAGGGCUUCGCGAAUUGUGGCAAGGAAGAGAUGGCAGCAAUAAACUCCUCAGCCGCGCUCUUCACGUUGACGUCCCAUCUCAACCUGACAUGCAAUCCACCGACAGGGCCUCCCUUCCGGGAUGGCGGAGGGACUCCGUUCACCACAACGAGUGGGAGUUGCUAUUACUGGGACCCGAGCAAGCCUGCGGACGAGGUGGAUUGCGACACCGUUUUGAAUUCAGGUCGACAGCCCAUGUGCUACUGCGUCCCU
Molecule: messenger RNA, 315 nt
Organism: Symbiodinium sp. CCMP2456
Lineage: Eukaryota; Dinophyceae; Suessiales; Symbiodiniaceae
Source: the annotation of a GenBank genome assembly